AUGCGCUGCUCGGUUAGCCUGGGGAGGAAGAUAAAGACAUUUGCAACCAAGAUGGUAAUCACGAGUGGAAAUGAUGAAGACAGAGGAGGCCAAGAAAAAGAGAGCAAAGAAGAGAGUGUCUUGGCGAUGCUGGGGAUUAUCGGGACCAUUCUGAACCUAGCCGUCAUCAUAUUUGUAUACAUAUACACCACUCUGUGA
Messenger RNA from Mesoplodon densirostris (Blainville's beaked whale), 198 nucleotides. RefSeq names its product protein TUNAR-like. The coding region runs from base 1 to 198 and encodes 65 amino acids. The record is from RefSeq and is a predicted model, not a curated record. The transcript has a single exon. NCBI's taxonomy places the organism in Eukaryota, Metazoa, Chordata, Mammalia, Artiodactyla, Ziphiidae.